CCCUCUUUCCUGUAUGGUCUUUUAAAUUUAAUUUUGUAUUGUGUUUCACAACAUUUCUUUAAAAUUUAAUUUCAAAGUUUGAAAAUCAAAUUCAUGUGCAAAAAAUAAUUCUAGCACCAGUAACAUAGUUGUGAAAGCGUGCAUCAUUUUUAUGUCACACCCACAAUUCAGCACCGUGAGAGUGGACAGCAACUGUGAAAUCUCCGGUCAGGAGACAGUGAUGAUUCAUUUACUCACUCCAGUUAUUUGGACAACAUAAACGUCUAAUACAUUUUCAUGCUUUCUCUAUGUUUUUCUCUUAUUUGACAUGAAGUUUUAGUUUUGCAGUUAGUUUGAUGUACGGGGUGCAAUGUGUUUUUCAUUUGUCUUUGCUGUUUGAAAAGGACUAUUCUCAUAUCAUUUCUUAUUCACUGAUAUCUGUCAUAAUCAUCCCACAUGAAAGCUCACAAAAAGAAUAGAUGCUGCCUCUUUAAGAGUGUCGAUCAGUUUCCCUCUCAUUGGGUGGUGGAAAUGGAUGCUAUGGACCAAUAGGAUUUAGAAUUGUACAAAGCAAUCUAGUCCCUGCCCCCAUGCAGCCGUAGCACUGUAACAUUUUGAAUGCAAGGAGCUGGCGGAAAGACGGUCAUGAGCUCCCAUUUUCUAAGACCUAAAUGUAUGAUUUUUUUUUACAGUCAUGCUCAACGAUUGCGAUAGUUUUACUUUGUGGGGAUUUCUUGGCAUCAUGGAUUCCAACGUUGUUAUAAACAAAAUUUCGAUUGGAAUUGCUGUGUUAUAGCGGACCCAGGAUGACAAAGACAAUAGGAUACCGAGACUGGAGAUGGCUUACGCUUUGGUGGCAUCAUUUCUUUCUCUUGUGGAGUACAAUAGACGGACAGACUCGUUACAGCAUCCCGGAGGAACUGAAACAGGGCUCAGUGGUAGGAAAUCUAGCCAAAGAUCUGGGUUUGGGACUAUCAGACAUUUUUGACCGCAAGCUGCGUGUCGCCUCCGAGGCUGGUGAGCAGUAUUUCAGUGUGGAUGCGGGGAAGGGCGAGCUGGUGGUGAAUGACAGAAUAGACAGAGAGGCUUUAUGUGGACAAAGCGCCAGCUGUGUGUUACCUCUGCAAGUUGUUGUUGAAAAUCCUUUGCAAUCCCAUCGAAUUGAAGUGGAAAUAAGAGACACAAAUGACAAUUCUCCGAGUUUUCUUUCACGUGAGAUUAACCUUAAAAUACCAGAAUCAGUUGCGAUUGGCAGACGUUUUCUUUUGGAGAGCGCGGAGGACCCUGAUGUGGGAAGCAAUUCUUUGAAAACGUACUCUCUAAGCAAAAAUGACUAUUUUUCUCUUAAAUUUAAGGAUACAAAAGAUGGUAAAGCUGUCCCAGAAUUAGCGCUAGAAAAGCCGUUAGACCGGGAAAAGAAUGCUCUCCAUCAGCUGGUGCUGACCGCGUUAGAUGGGGGGACACCAGUCAAAUCGGGGACCUCUAAGAUCAUCAUUAAUGUGCUUGAUAUUAACGACAAUUCCCCAACAUUCAGUGAAAAUGAAUACAAAGUCUCCUUAAAGGAAAACAGCACCAAAGGAACGUUUGUAAUCAGAGUUACAGCUACAGAUGCAGACGAUGGUCUGAAUGGUGAAGUUAAAUAUUCUUUCGGGUCCCGCACUCCAGACUUUGUGUUAUCAACAUUUGAAAUCAGUGAAAUAACAGGAGAGAUCGUAUUAAAAGGAGAGUUAGAUUAUGAAAGCUUUAAAUCAUACCUUAUCUAUGUGACAGCUAAAGACAAAGGCACUCCUGAAAUGGAGGGUCACUGUCGUGUGCAUUUGGACGUAGAAGACAUUAACGAUAAUGUUCCAGAAAUUACGCUCACUUCAACACCCAGUCCUGUCCGCGAGGACGCACCAAGUGACACAGUAGUGGCUUUGAUCAGUGCACGAGACCUUGACUCCGGUGACAAUGGUAAAGUGACUUUAAAGAUUCCCAAACGAUCUUCAUUCACUCUAAAACCAUCCUACUCGAAUAAUUAUGAACUGGUGACCAGUGGUCCUUUAGACCGAGAGAGUUUCUCACAGUAUAACAUUGAGAUAACAGCCACUGAUUCAGGCUCUCCUCCUCUCUCUAGUAAGAAAAUUAUACCUGUCAGCGUCACUGAUGUGAAUGACAACCCUCCUGUAUUCACUCAGCCCUCCUAUAAUGUUUAUUUAAAAGAGAAUGGAGUACCAGGGUCCAUACUGUAUUCAGUGUCAGCAUCUGAUCUGGAUUUUGGUGAAAACGCCAAAGUGUCCUACUCCAUACUGGACUCUAAAGUGCAGGACGUUUCUGUCUCGUCUUAUGUUUACAUUAACUCGGAUAACGGCAGCAUCUACAGCAUGCACUCGUUUGACUAUGAGAAACUGAAGGUGUUUGAGAUUCGGGUCCAGGCAAAGGACCAGGGCUCUCCGUCCCUCAGCAGCAACGCCACCGUCCAUGUUUUUAUCCUGGACCAGAACGACAAUGCCCCCGCUGUUAUUUACCCCUCGUCCGCUGCCCUGGGCUCCCUGUCUCAUCAGAGGAUGCCCCGCUCCGCUAAAGCGGGUCACCUGGUUACUAAGGUGACGGCCGUGGACGCUGACUCGGGCCAUAACGCCUGGAUCUCGUACAGAGUGGCGGAGGCCACAGACGCCUCUCUGUUCACUGUCAACCAGUACACAGGGGAGGUGAGGACUAAACGCGCCGUGUCCGAGCAGGACGACUCCUCUCAGAGGCUGCUUAUUGAGAUCAAGGACGACGGGGAGCCGGUCCAGUCCGCCACCGUCACGGUGUCCAUCCUGCUGGAGGACGGCCUCCACGAGCCCAUCUUAGACCUCCGACAGAAGGCGGUGGAGCCCAGCAAGAAAAGUGGGAGACUCACCCUUUAUUUGAUCGUGUCUCUGGCCUCGGUGUCCGUGCUGUCUCUGGUGACUUUUGUCAUCUUAGCGGUUAAAUGCAUCAGGAACAGCAGGAGCAGCGGCAGCUGCUGCAUGAGACGGAGCGACUGUGAUGAUUACAAGAACCCCAACAGAAACCUGCAGAUUCAGCUGAACACUGAUGGACCUAUAAAGUACGUGGAGGUCCUGGGAGGAGACAUGUUGUCUCAGAGUCAGUCCUUCAGGUCCUGCAUGUCUCCCAUGUCAGAGUACAGUGAUUUCACUCUGAUUAAACCCAGCAGCACCACUGACUUUAGGGAGGUGAUCAGUGUGCUGGAUGCGUCCUUACCCGACAGCACGUGGACCUUUGAGAGCCAGCAGGUGAGCAGAGAGUUAAAUAAUCCUUUAUGUGUAUGUUCUCUCACGAGAUUCCCUUUUUUUAAUUACUCUUUUUCACAUUUCUUGUCUGUCGAGGGAUUUGUUUUUAUAUGCAGUCAAUCUUGUAGAAUAUUAUCACAAUAUGAUUUAUAUUUGAAAAAAAAUGAAAUAAUAUUUAACAGGGCUAUAUAGUAUUCACUCACACGG
This is a messenger RNA of Scatophagus argus, 3443 nucleotides long. RefSeq names its product protocadherin gamma-C5-like. The record is from RefSeq and is a predicted model, not a curated record. Gene Ontology annotation, cellular component: plasma membrane. Gene Ontology annotation, biological process: homophilic cell-cell adhesion. Gene Ontology annotation, molecular function: calcium ion binding. The transcript has a single exon. The coding region runs from base 786 to 3428 and encodes 880 amino acids. NCBI's taxonomy places the organism in Eukaryota, Metazoa, Chordata, Actinopteri, Scatophagidae.